AUGCUCGACUCGCUACCGGCGUUGUAUUCCAGCCAGGCGCCAGUUUCUGCUGCUUCCGAGGCCGAGGCGGGGGAGGCGAUGGAAUCAACGCCCGCCCGCCGGGCGAUGUCAUUCUAUCCAGUGCUCAUUGAGGUUGCCGGGAGCAUGGACGACGCCAUUGUGCGCGAUGUGACACAGCGCCUGCGUCGUUACCGAAACCGCUAUCAGCCGCUGCUGCGGUGCAUGUUCACAUUGGUCGCCACCACCGUUCCAGAGACGCGGCUGUUUGGCGACGACAGUGCCGCUGCCUUGGGGGCUCAGUCCCGCCCAACCACCGCAGCGGGGGGUCAGCUGUUCACUGCGCCUAAGCACGCAGUUACCGUCAACAAGACCCACCCGCUCGUGUCGCGCUUCUAUCCAUGUCAGCACGUAUGCGCGCAACAGAAGAGUUGCAGUGACUAUACCACUGCUGUAGAGCCGGCCGCGCUGCCCGGCGCGUCCUCUGGCGCCCUCCAGCCGUGCUGGAUAGACGACCCAGCGACGGCGGCGCUCUCUGGUGUCACCACCGCUGCCGACUGUCAUGAUCGUUCCGUUCGGAGGCUGGAGGACUUCAUGGCGUAUCAUUUUCUGCCGCUCGCCAUGACGCACAACUCCUCCCCACCGAAGGCGGUCUCUGCAUCGGCCAAAACGUUCGUAUUGCGACACUACGUGAACGAAGCGAGCCGCACGUCUUCGUUCCUGCUUGCGGAUCCCUUCUACACCUCUGCCAGUGUCCCUGCAGACACCGUCGCAGGAGCGGCCAUCAUCGACCCGCGGGCUGAGCAGCUAGAGGCUUAUGCCGCGGACCUGAGUCGUAUUGGUGUCACCCUCAGCUGUAUCGUUUUCACGCACUGCUACGUCGACGGUGCCUCGGGGCUGUCCGAACUCGUUGAAAGCUUCCCGGCUGCCCGCGUUGUCUCCGGAAUCCCUCUCGCGCCUGCCGGCACCACAGAGGACGUGCAGCUGAGCCCUCGCCUACGACUCCGAACCGUGCGGGUGCCAGCCUUCUCACCAGAGUGUCUGCUAGCAGAGAUUUACUUUUCUGAAGUUCUCAAGGGUCUGUGCACGGGCGUUCUGUGGAGCACCGAUGCUGGACCUCGCUGUGACCUACUGCACUGGUCUGCUUUUCCCCGCGAGACGGGACACGGACCUGCGCCGGCUUCCUCCUCCAUCAACGGCGGCGGUGGUGACCGCGACGCUGCCCUGGUGCACACUCACGAGAUGCUCAAGAAGUACUUGUUCGAGACCUACUUUUCGCCGCUCUGCGCAAGUGUUAACGGGCCGAGUCGGCCAAGCGGGAGACCGGCCAAGUCGGCCCGCACCGACGAGGCUGUUGAGCACCAGGAGGAAAAGUUGGAGGAGACGACGCCUGAAAGCAACGCUCUGGAGCAAGUUGUUCUGCUCCCCACACACGGUGGGUACAACAACGUGACGGGCCAGCUGGAUCUCUACUGGGCGGCGUAUCUCGGCGACCUGGCUCGCAUGAAGCACUCUCGCGCCGUUAUGGACGCGCUUGCCACGACAGCAGAGGCGUUCGCCAGGUACAACAGGCGCUUACCACCGCUGCCGCACCCACCGUCCUUCGAUGCCACUCGUGUGGUGCAUCUUCGUCAACUACUUGCGCUACUAAAGCCUGAGCAGCAGGCAGCAUGCUUGGCGCAGCUUCCUGCCGACAUGCAGCACGCGCUGCGGUACUCCUUCGACCCUUCAGCCGCGCACGGCGCACUCGGUGACCCGUCGAAUGUGUCUCGCCGGCAGUUUGCUUCCUUUUCCUCGUACGCGAACCUCGUCGACGUGCGCGAUGCCAACGACUAUCACGCGCUGCACCUCUGCGGCGCUGUCAACGUACCCAUGAGCUUCCCGGGUGUGGCCUAUGGUGCCCGGAGAGCGGAGUUGUGGCUUCAAUGCGUAAUCGUCCCCUUUCAGCCUAUUGUGGCCCUCUGUGCAACCGAGGAGCAGCGUGCCGAGGUGUUGCGACGCCUCUCAGCGCUGUCUCCAGAGAGUCGCGUGCAUGUGUUCACGCGGACCGACCUUUCAGACACGUUGGAGUUUUCGGCGGUGCACUCGACGCGAGGGGGACCGGUAACUACAACAAAGCUGUCGUGGCGUGAAGUGUCGUGCGACGUGCCCGCAAGUGUGACUUCCGACGUGACCCUUCCUCGCAACCUGCGUUGGAUCCAACGCGACGACGCGCUCGCUAACUUGACAUCGUACGAAGACCUAACAGCAGCGGAACCCACCGAUACGCGCGUCGUGCUCGACGUGCGCACGCCGUACGAGUUUAAAAACGGCUCACACCAGCACAGUGUGCACGUGGAGCUGGCUCAGCUAUGCGCCAUGGCGGUCGAAGACGCCGUCGAGGCAUCGAGGCCGCUAUCGCAGUGGCACUGCGGUAGCUCACCGAGGCUGGCGGACGCGUAUAUGAAGACCAUACACACAGCGGCGCUCAUGGCGCGCCUCCCUGUCGUGCGGCAGGAAGCGUCUCUCUCCGACGUUGUCAUCUACUGUGCUGGUGGGUAUCGCUCAUUAAUCGCGUCGUCGCUGCUUCAGCGCGCCAUAGAAGCUUCGGCCACCCCUGCGUGGCGCACGCUGCACAUCUUCAACGUCUCGGGUGGUGCCUUUCAAAUCAUGACGCAGCGGCCGGACCUGUGGCAGGUCAAGGACCGCUCCGUUGUUUGUAUUAGCUGA
Leishmania mexicana MHOM/GT/2001/U1103 is the source of this 2706-nucleotide messenger RNA. RefSeq lists its product as hypothetical. Gene Ontology annotation, biological process: hydrogen sulfide metabolic process; glutathione metabolic process. The transcript has a single exon. Lineage: Eukaryota; Euglenozoa; Kinetoplastea; Trypanosomatida; Trypanosomatidae. Gene Ontology annotation, molecular function: sulfur dioxygenase activity. The record is from RefSeq and is a predicted model, not a curated record. The coding region runs from base 1 to 2706 and encodes 901 amino acids.